Euleptes europaea (tarantolino) is the source of this 1680-nucleotide messenger RNA. RefSeq names its product interleukin-1 receptor-like 2. The record is from RefSeq and is a predicted model, not a curated record. Gene Ontology annotation, molecular function: interleukin-1, type I, activating receptor activity. Gene Ontology annotation, biological process: signal transduction; regulation of inflammatory response. The coding region runs from base 1 to 1680 and encodes 559 amino acids. NCBI's taxonomy places the organism in Eukaryota, Metazoa, Chordata, Lepidosauria, Squamata, Sphaerodactylidae. The transcript is spliced from 10 exons.
AUGAAGUCCACAUUUUGGCUUUCUGUUACGUUAACUUUAUUCUGUUUGGUCCAAUCAGAGAAAUGUACUGUUCAAGAGGAUGACGUGUACGACGCUGGUCUGAAAACGGUCCUAGAGGGACGAUCUGUUGGGAUUGAUUGUUAUCGGGGCAAAAGAUUUCAUCUUAACCAGAAGAUCUAUAAUCUGAGCUGGUAUAGAAAUGGAAGCGAAGAGCCCAUAACUAAAAAAACAGAUUCCAGAAUACAACAACAUGAUAACAUGCUUUGGUUUCUUUCUGCAAAUGUUAAAGAUUCUGGAUUCUACACAUGUGUUGUACGGGAGUCAGCAAGAUGUUACAAAAGUGUUGUGAGACUUGAAGUUUUCAGCAACAGAGAAGGCCGGUGUUUUAAUGAUGAACCAUUAAAUACGCAAAAGAUACCAAUAGGAUCAAACGCAAAGCUUGUGUGUCCUGCCUUGGAGGGUUUUAAAGAAGAUAUGAAUACUUUGUCUUUCCACUGGUAUAAGGAAUGUAAACAGCUGGAAGGGGAACGAUUUGGCUUCCACGGCAAGGAUUUUAUAAUCGACAAUGUGAAUUCAGAUGAUUCUGGAAAGUACCAGUGCAACGCAACAUACACUUAUGAGGGGAGCAAAUAUAACAUUUCAGGAAGCAUUUUUGUAAUUGCUGUAGGUAAUCCAGAGAGAAAAAUAACUGAGAUUCUGUACCCAAGAAACAACACAAUUGAAGCGGAACUUGGAUCCACUGUGUUUGUAGAGUGCAACGUGUCAACUUUCCGAGACAGUGUUAUUUAUAUUUCCUGGAAGGUCAAUAAAACUCUUGUUGAUGAUCUGUUUAAGGGUAGAAUUAAAGAGGGAUCUCAAAACGAUUUUCUCCUGGAAAAUGGGCUGUUUUCUGUAGUGUCUCUGAACAUCACAGAACUGAGACAUGAAGAUUAUGGUGAGCGGUUUGUCUGCUAUGCUGGCGAAGUAGCAGCAUACAUCUCAGUGCAACCCCCAACUGUACAUUAUAUUAGAUACUUGAUUGGAGGCCUUGCUGUACUAAUAUUUGUUACAGCUGUUCUCGUGCUAAUCUACAUGUUGUUCAAGAUUGACAUCAUACUUUGGUACCGAAAGUCAUGCCAUCCUUUUCUUCAUAAAAAAGUUGCAGAUGGGAAGAUCUAUGAUGCAUAUGUGUUGUCUCCAAAAACCCACAACCCAGAUUGCUUUGUUCUGAAAGUACUUCCUGAGGUUUUGGAGAACCAGUGUGGAUAUACUCUAUUUAUAUUUGGUAGGGAUGACUUACCAGGAAAAGCGCUGGUCACUGUUAUUGAUGAAACUAUUAAGCAAAGCAGAAGGCUGAUCAUUAUUUUAAAGUCAGGAUUGCCAAGCUACAACUUAUUAGAAGAGGCGCCUGAGCAGCAGAUAGCGCUAUACAACGCUCUCGUGCACGAUGGAAUGAAAGUAAUCCUGAUUGAAAUAGGUAAAAUCAAGGAUUACAGUAACAUGCCAGAAUCCAUUCAAUACAUUAAGCAAAAACAUGGAGCCAUCCGAUGGAAAGGGGACCUCGCAAAGAGUCAAUUUUAUUCUGCAAGUACCAAAUUCUGGAAAAAGGUCAGGUAUCAAAUGCCACCAGGACAUCUGAUCUCUGCACAAUUACCUUUGGUGGAAACAUCGCUUGAUGCGUGUCAAACGAAAGGAAGAUGA